AUGGAGGAAAUGAGACGCUCGAUGGCCGAACACUUUGGUCUUGUGCCAGUUGAUGAGGUCAAGUUUCAAACGCGUCAAGCUCGGCUGCACCGCGAACUUUCAGCAACAUCGAGACUCGGCAAGAGUUCUCGACUGGACCCAUCGUUGACAUGUAAACUGCCCACCAAAACUGCUGACAGACACAACCCUCCCUCAGGUCAUCUAACUGACUCUGUUGGCACACAAGUACCCACCUAUCCAUUUGACCGACUCUCCUUUCGAAAAAGAAUUGGGCGAAUACCAGAAAGCGGAAAAAGACGAAACACCUUUAGUAGAGCUGAGGAUGCUGCUGGAGUGGUUGGCCAGGCACAUUCUCUGCCAAUGCAGUUAUCACAAGGACCACUGUCUUUCUCUAUAGCUGUUAAUGGUGGCACGAAGCACAAAGUCACAGAACAGCAGAUCUGGCCUAAAGCGCAGUUGAUCUCUGAACUUCUGCUCGAUCGUUUAACCUCGCCGGUAGCUCGGCUGCACAGGCACGACGACAAUAGGGCAUUGGAAGAGGCCACAAGAAUCAAGCCGACAGAGCUAAGAUUGCUUAGAGGAGCACAUGGGAAGGAACAAUCAGCCAGACGCCUGCUGGGCCAUAUCACGCCGCCCCCGAUACCCAACGUCCUGUUGCCUAUGCGACUGGAUGGGAAAAACAAUUGUACACGGGGAAAGCUGGCUACUGGAAAAAUUUAG
Molecule: messenger RNA, 720 nt
Organism: Protopolystoma xenopodis
Lineage: Eukaryota; Metazoa; Platyhelminthes; Monogenea; Polystomatidea; Polystomatidae
Source: the annotation of a GenBank genome assembly